AUGACUUGCAAUCCAAGUUGGAGUGAAAUCAAAGAAGAAUUGUUACCAAAUGAAGAGCCACAAAAUAGACCUGAUCUUUUUGUCCGAGUAUUUAAAAGCAAAUUUGAGCACUUGAAAAAUGAAGUUAUAAGAAAAAAAAAACUAUUUGGUCUAGUUGCAGCUUUCACAUAUGUAAUCGAAUUUCAAAAACGGGAUCUUCCUCAUGUUCAGUUACUUCUUAUUCUUCAGCAAGGUCAUAAACUAGAUUCUCCAGAAAAAUUUGAUGAUUUUAUAUCUGUCGAGUUGCCUGACAAAGAAAAGUUUCCUCACUUGUACUCAAUGGUUGUCAAACACAUAAUGCAUGGUCCUCGUGGUUCUUUGAAUUCUAAUAAUGUUUGUAGGAAAAAUAGCCUAUGUAAGAACCAUUAUCCUAGAGAUUUUGUUUCAAUGACAACCAUGAAAGCUGAUGGAUACCCUAACUAUAGGCGGCGCAACAAUAAUGAAACAGUUAAAGUUCGAGGGCACAUGUUGGACAAUAGAUAG
Camellia sinensis is the source of this 522-nucleotide messenger RNA. RefSeq lists its product as uncharacterized. The record is from RefSeq and is a predicted model, not a curated record. NCBI's taxonomy places the organism in Eukaryota, Viridiplantae, Streptophyta, Magnoliopsida, Ericales, Theaceae.